CAGCAUGAUGUUUUACUUCUUCUUUGUUCCCAUUUUUAUUAUUUCCAAAAACAAUUUCUCCUCUCUGCCCCCUCAUUCAUUCCACUGCAUCCUUUGUUAUUUCAAGAUCUCUCUUUGCAAAUCCCUUUUUCCAGAUUUCCCUUAUUGGCCAAAAAUAUUAUUUUGCUUGCAUAUACUGCUAAUCUUGUUGAAGAAAUAGACAAUUGAUUUGUGGGCAUAAUUUUCCAUUUUUUUUUUUUUUUCACUUUUCUUUUUCCACCCUACUAGCUAGGGCCACAUUCUGUUUUGUCCUUGUUGUUUAUGUUUAUGCAAGAAAAAAGAGAGAUAUGAAUAAUAAUGAUAAUAAGAUAGGAAAUUGUAAUAGUAAUAGUAUGAUGAUAUCUCCUCAGCCUUUGGAGGGUUUAAAUGAGGCAGGGCCAACACCAUUCUUGAACAAGACAUAUGAAUUGGUAGAAGAUGAGACAACUAAUGAGAUAGUUUCUUGGGGCAGAGGUAACAACAGCUUCAUUGUUUGGGAUCCUCAGUCUUUUGCUAUGAAUCUCCUUCCAAGGUACUUCAAGCACAACAAUUUCUCCAGUUUUGUCAGGCAGCUCAAUACUUAUGGCUUCAGGAAAGUUGAUCCUGACAGAUGGGAGUUUGCAAAUGAAGGGUUUUUGAGGGGGCAAAAGCAUCUCCUAAAACACAUUAGGAGGAGAAAACACAAUCCACCAAAUAUUAAUCCACAACCAAUUACUUCUUCCAAACAAAGUGCAAAUUCCGAAUCUUGUGUCGAGGUCGGAAUGUACGGAUCCUUGGAUGCCGAAAUCGACCGUUUGAGGCGCGACAAACACGUCCUAAUGGCGGAGUUAGUAAAACUCCGACAACAACAACAAAACACCAAACACCAUUUGAGUGCGAUGGAGCAAAGGCUUAGAGGGACCGAGCUUAAGCAACAACACACGAUGAGUUUCUUGGCGAGGGUGUUAAAGAAUCCGACUUUUUUGCAGCAAAUCGUGCAGCAAAAUGACUGGAGGAAGGAGAUCGAGGAGGACAUCGGGAAGAAGAGAAGGAAGAAAAUCGAUCUUGGUUUGGGAAAUAAUAGUAUUCGGGAUUUUGAUGUUUAUUUGGGUACAAACGAUGAUAUUGUUGGUAAUUUUCAAGAAUUAGGCCAAGUUGGGGGAGAAAGUGGCUUUGUCGAUGAUGUCGAGAAUGUUUAUGUUAAGAUGGAACCUCAAGAAGUUGGUGAUGGCGUUUGUGGAUUUGGGACGAACUUGGAAGAACCCUUGAUCGAAAAUAAGAUUGGGGAAGGAGUUUUGAGUGAUAGCCACGAACAAGGAAAGAUGAUGAAUAAUGUUGGGGAAGAUUCGUUUGGCGAUGAUAAGUUUUGGGAUGGGUUGAUCAAUGAUGGGAUUGAUGAUGGGAUUGGGACUUUUGGUCGGUUCGAGGGCGUUGAUGUCUUGGCCGAGCAAUUAGGGUUCUUGGGUUCGAGUUCCAGAUAGAAGGAUCGAAGGUUUGAAAUUAAUGCUUUAUCUAAAGUCUCGACGGGCUUACGUUUUUCGAUCGAUUUGGUCAGUCAAAUCCUAUUUACACCAUUGUCUAAUAACCCACAAGGUCUGCUAGCUGUAAGUGAUGGUACUUUGCUGAACUUCAGUUAGUUUGGAAAUGGACACAUAAAAUUCAAGUAUCAUUUUUUUGUUUUAUUGUAGGGGUUAAAUUGUAUGUUAACCUCACUUCAAACCAAUCGCAAAUGGUUAUUUUAGCUUGGAUUGGUCGUGAAAGUUUCUAUUAAUAAUGCUACUCUACAAGUGUGUAAUUGCUCAAUUUUAGUAAUGGGCAUUGUAACAGUGAACUUAUUUGGCUUUGUAAUUCCUUUGUCCCUUUUUCAAGUAGAAAUUUGUGGUGGGCAAUUCAUUAGACGUGGGUAGAUUUUUUCGCAUUUUGUGUUGACUAAUUUUGCCUUUUAAGCUAAAGUUUGGGCUUUAAUAAUGUAAAAGAUGC
Striga asiatica is the source of this 1977-nucleotide messenger RNA. Lineage: Eukaryota; Viridiplantae; Streptophyta; Magnoliopsida; Lamiales; Orobanchaceae. The record is from the annotation of a GenBank genome assembly.